AACACUGCCGACCAGACUGUACUUUCCGGAGCACGCAAUCUCUUAUAUGCUGGAGAUCACCGAAAAUCAUUUCGCCGGUGAAUCGGUAGAUUCAAUCGUACACCUACAAUGUUGUCGACCUGCAAUGCCACCGUUGGCAGCUCGAGUCUUGCCUUCCCGAAUCCGCCCCGCCUUUUCCAUCCCAGCAAUCUGAUUUUCGGUCGACGCCGGAAUGCCGUAUUUUCCGGCGAAUCUCUGCGCUCUAGUCCGGUAAUGGCCGUGUCCGCUCAGGAGCCUAAGGUUAUUGAACCCGCCACCUCUGAGCCGAGCCUUGCUAGUCGGCUCAGGCAUGGCAGCUUGGCCGCAGACGGGUUUUCUUUCAAGGAGAAGUAUAUUAUUCGGUGCUCCGAGGUCGGUGUUAACAAAACUGCAACCAUUGAAGCCAUCGCCAAUCUCUUGCAGGAGGUUUCGUGUAACCAUGCUCAGAGUGCAGGAUUUUCCACCGAUGGGUUUGCGACCACUCAUACCAUGAGAAAAUUGCGCCUUAUAUGGGUUGCUGCACGAAUGCACAUUGAGAUUUUUAGAUACCCUGCCUGGAGCGAUGUCAUCGAGAUAGAGACUUGGAUUGCUAGCGAGGGAAGGAUUGGAACACGGCGUGAUUGGGCUAUUAAGGACUGUGCAACUGGUGAACUAAUUGGGAGAUGUACCAGCAUGUGGCUGAUGAUGAACCAAGACACCAGACGGCUUCAGAAGGUAGUUGAUGAUGUUCGUAAUGAGUUGAUACCUUUUUGCCCCAACCCGCCAAGGUUUUCUUUUCCCGAUAAGAGUUCCAGCUCAAAGAAAAUACUUAAACUGGAAGAUCCUGCAGAGUAUUCUCUCCUACGGCUGGUGCCAAGAAGAACUGAUUUGGACAUGAAUCACCAUCUGAAUUUUGUUACCUACAUUGGAUGGGUACUUGAGAGCAUGCCUCAAGAAAUCAUUGAUACGUGUGAGCUGCAAACUAUUACGCUGGAUUAUAAGAGGGAAUGCCAGCACGACGACGUGGUUGAUUCUCUCACAAGCCAUGAACCACUUGAUGGAUCAGUGGCAGGUGAUCGGAAGUGCUUCCUGCAUUUACUCAGACUAUCUAAUGGGGGAGUUGAGAUAAAUAGGGGUCGUACCGAGUGGAGAAGCAAGUCUUGAGCCUUAUUUCCUGCUGAUUUGUAGCAUUGAACAUAUAUAUAUAUAUUUCAUAGCUUGUUUUCUUGAAAGAGAAGCUUGAUCCAGUUCUUGGUGAGUGAUUGGUGUGAACUGAUGUGCUCUUGAAGUUUUGAACUCUCAAACAAAAUCUGUUGGGGAGAACAUUUUUUCUCUCUAACGGUUAAUGAAAUUUUGCUGGGGUU
Molecule: messenger RNA, 1361 nt
Organism: Cuscuta campestris
Lineage: Eukaryota; Viridiplantae; Streptophyta; Magnoliopsida; Solanales; Convolvulaceae
Source: the annotation of a GenBank genome assembly